Messenger RNA from Echinops telfairi (small Madagascar hedgehog), 2390 nucleotides. RefSeq names its product N-acetylglucosamine kinase (gene NAGK). Gene Ontology annotation, molecular function: N-acetylglucosamine kinase activity. The record is from RefSeq and is a predicted model, not a curated record. The transcript has 9 exons. Lineage: Eukaryota; Metazoa; Chordata; Mammalia; Afrosoricida; Tenrecidae. Bases 128 to 1009 code for a protein of 293 amino acids.
GGAGGCACACACUCCAAGGUCCUUUUACUCUCUGAGGAUGGACAGAUUGUCGCAGAAGCGGAUGGACCCAGCACGAACCACUGGGUAGCUGAUCGGGACAGACAAGUGUGUGGAGAGAAUCAAUGAGAUGGUGAACAGUGCCAAGCAGAAAGCGGGGCUGGACCCUGUUGUGCCUCUUCGCAGUCUGGGCCUCUCCCUGAGCGGUGGGGAACAGGAGAAUGCGCUGAGGAUCCUGACGGAGGAGCUGAGGCACCGAUUUCCCUACCUGAGUGAGAGCUACUUCAUCACCACCGAUGCCGCCGGCUCUAUCGCCACAGCCACGCCGGAUGGUGGGAUUGUGCUCAUCUCUGGGACAGGCUCCAAUUGCAGGCUCAUCAACCCCGAUGGCUCCCAGAGCGGCUGUGGGGGCUGGGGUCAUUUGAUGGGGGACGAGGGCUCAGCCUACUGGAUCGCACACCAAGCGGUGAAGAUCGUGUUUGACGCCAUGGACAACCUGGAAGCAGCACCACACGACAUCGCUUACGUCAAACAGGCCAUGUUCAACUACUUCCAGGUGUCAGACAGGCUAGGAAUCCUCACCCACCUGUAUCGGGACUUUGAUAAAGGCCGGUUUGCUGGAUUUUGCCAGAAAAUUGCAGAAGGGGCCCAGCAGGGAGACGCCCUCUCCAGGUACAUCUUCAGGAAAGCUGGGGAAAUGCUGGGCAGACACGUGGUGGCUGUGCUGCCUGUGAUCCACCCGGUCUUGUUCCAAGGGGAGACCGGCCUCCCCAUCCUGUGCGUAGGCUCUGUGUGGAAGAGCUGGGAGCUGCUGAAGGAAGGUUUCCUUUCGGUGCUGACCCGGGGCCGAGAGAGCCAGGCUCAGACCUCUUUCUCCGGCUUCACGCUGAUGAAGCUGAGACAUUCCUCGGCCCUGGGCGGGGCCAGCCUCGGGGCCAGGCACAUCGGGCACCAGCUCCCCAUGGACUACAACGUCAAUGCCAUGGCCUUCCACUCCCACAACUUCUCUUAGGGGGCUCAGGGCUAGGACCCCAGUCCAUCCAAGCCCAGUGGACUGUGGAGUGUGGGAAGGGAGGUUGUCUCCCAUUUUCUUUUCAAAGGAACACAAAAGGAAAUAAGUGCCCCAGUGGGACAGCGUCACCCAGCCCACUUCCUGUGCACAUCCUCAGGGCGCUGGCCUGGCAACCCAGGGCUUAGAAUAGCCUGGGCCCAGGCCUUCAAGCCCCUCCCCAAGGGCGGGGCCUGUGGCUGCAGCACAGGAGCAGCCCCACUAUCUGGGCUCCCCUGUCCCCACAGCCCCCUACUGUACGGCUGCCCACCAAUCCGCGUUCUUGAUUUUCUGCUGUCGGAGUUUUCCUUGCCCAACCUUGUCCAGUAGAACUUCGUGGAAAAUGUCACGGGGAAUCGCUAGGGGAUUGGGCCCCCCUCUCCUGUGGUGAUGUCAGGGACCAUCAACACACCCCCUUUCCUGAUUUGAAACCAGGCAGUAUUCUCUUGCUCUGUUCACACAACUGCCUCUUGUACAGAAUCCAUGUAGAUUCCUCACAAGCACAACGAAGUGUUCAGGAAUUCCCCUUCUUCUCAAGGUUAUCCAUAGUUUGGGAUAAUUGGAAAUGAGGGUGGAGGGUGCAUUUCCAAUUUGAACCUGACUUGGUGAGCAGUGAACUGCCCAUCUGGAAGCUUAUUAACUGCAUGAAUUCUUGAAAGAUGAUAAAAGAUUACUGAGAUCAAAGGCAACCAAUUAGGCAUAACUGAUCUAGGUGGCCUACCUAUUCCUGGCUACUGCCAGCCUGGCUUUGGCUAAAGCAUGCCACGAUGUGUGGCACCAGGAACAAUGGUCUGGGCACCAGCAUCUGACUAAGAGGCUCAGAGCUUCCUAUUCUGCCUGUACUUUGUGGUGGACUGAAGACCAGCCUGGUCCAUGCCGACUAUACACUCCUGGCAGGCUGGGUCAUGCCCCAGAGACUAGUUUUUACACUCCUUAAACUCAGAUUUGUGUGCCCUGUCCCAAGACUAAAUCCCUAUGUGGAUUUAGUGUAGGCCCAAGGUGGGAAGGGGAGUUUCCAUUUCUACUAAGUCCUAUGGGUAAUUGUGGUAGGGGUUGCUUCGAGUAGAGAUGAACGCCUCAAGGGAGUCUUGUGUGUUACUUACCCUCUCCCCUCACACAUUCAUCCUGAACAGAAUGGCAAUAACUCUUAGCCCAUCAUGCUCAGCCCAGGAAGUCAGACGGUUGAGCAACAAAAACUUGAAGUCCCUGCUGAAGGGACAGUCAACCACCUACACUUCCAUUUAUCACCGGAACCAGGCACGUGCAGUCAAAAAGUACCUUUAUUGCAUAAUCUGUAGUAAUACUGCUUGUUUGAAUUCAAAUAAAUAGAUUUGGAGAAAUGGCA